This is a messenger RNA of Triticum turgidum subsp. durum (durum wheat), 1050 nucleotides long. Lineage: Eukaryota; Viridiplantae; Streptophyta; Magnoliopsida; Poales; Poaceae. The record is from the annotation of a GenBank genome assembly.
AUGCUCCCCACGAAGCCCCAGCUAUCUUCCUCUCUGCUCGCAUCCACGCCGCUCUUUAACCCCGCAUCCAAUCCCAACCACGCCAAGCCAAUCGCCGCCUCCCCCUCCCCCCGCCGCCGCCUCCGCAUCUCCGCCGCAUCCACGGCGGUUUCGCCGGGGGCGACGGCGCUCAGCCGCGUCGACGUGCUCUCGGAGGCGCUCCCCUUCAUCCAGCGCUUCAAGGGCAAGACGGUGGUGGUCAAGUACGGCGGCGCCGCGAUGAAGUCCCCCGAGCUGCAGUCCUCCGUGAUCCGCGACCUCGUCCUCCUCUCCUGCGUCGGCCUCCGCCCCAUCCUCGUCCACGGCGGCGGGCCAGAGAUCAACUCCUGGCUGCUCCGCGUCGGCGUCGAGCCGCAGUUCCGCAACGGCCUCCGCGUCACCGACGCGCUCACCAUGGAGGUCGUCGAGAUGGUGCUCGUUGGCAAGGUCAACAAGAAUCUCGUCUCCCUCAUCAACCUCGCCGGAGGCACCGCCGUCGGCCUCUGCGGCAAGGACGCGCGCCUCAUCACCGCGCGCCCCUCCCCCAACGCCGCAGCCCUUGGCUUCGUUGGCGAAGUCGCGCGGGUGGACGCCACUGUCCUCCACCCCAUCAUCGCCUCUGGUCACAUCCCGGUCAUUGCCACCGUUGCUGCCGACGAGACAGGGCAGGCCUACAACAUCAACGCGGAUACGGCGGCAGGUGAGAUUGCCGCUGCGGUGGGCGCCGAGAAAUUGCUACUGCUCACAGAUGUGUCUGGGAUACUGGCGGACCGUAAUGACCCUGGCAGCCUGGUGAAGGAGAUUGACAUCGCUGGGGUGCGGCAGAUGGUAUCCGGUGGGCAGGUUGCUGGUGGAAUGAUCCCAAAGGUGGAGUGCUGCGUGAGAGCCCUCGCCCAGGGUGUGCACACUGCAAGCAUCAUCGAUGGGCGUGUCCCGCACUCGCUGUUGCUCGAGAUUCUCACAGAUGAGGGCACUGGCACAAUGAUCACCGUUCUUGUAAAUUUUAAAGCGCCAGCCCAGGCGCAGAGCUAA